AAAAGAAAAAGGAGGAUCAAACGAGUAGAACAAAAAUUUAAUUACGGAGUAACAAAAAAUACAGAAGAGUCCGCUUCUCCAUUUCGCCGCCGUUUGCUCGUCUGUGUCUUCAAACGACGACGAAAACCUCCGGUUAGAAAGCGCUUUAUCGGCCGUCGCUUCUGCUCCACUUGGGCUGUUAUUCUCUCUCCUCAACUCGCCGGUUAUAGGGGUAUUACUGCCUUCAGUGGGAUUAUUGGAACCUCGUCGUUUUCGGCUUUUCGGGUAUAAUGGGAAGAGGGAGGAAGAAUUUGAAGAGGGAGGUGGAAGAGGACGACUUCACUCUUCAACAGGGUCAAAGUAUUAUGCAAGUUGUGUCCCUUCGAGGUUCCAAUCUUAUUGAGGUAACAGAUGGAAAAGGUGAGAAGUCCUUGGCUCUUUUUCCCGCCAAAUUUCAGAAAAGCAUGUGGAUAAAGAAUGGGAGCUUUGUUGUUGUCGAUGACAGUGGUAAAGAGGAGGCUCUUGAGUCUGGUAGUAAGGUGGGAUGCAUCGUAUCCCAAGUUCUCUUCCAUGAUAAAGUUAGGCGUCUUCAAAAAAGCUCUGAUUGGCCAGAAGCCUUCAAGUCACAAGCUAUUGACAGCUCCACUAGAAAUUCCCCAAGACCUGUUUCUGAACAGGAAGCAGAAGAUUCAGGCUCAAGUGAUGAUGAUGGACUUCCACCACUUGAAACGAACAUGAAUAGAAGGAGGCCGUAUGACUUGCAUUCAGGAUCAGCAUCAAAUUCUGAUGCAGAUAGCGACACUAAUGAAGAGUCUUAGACAUGUAAUUCUGGUAAUUUCUUUGUAGCUUUUAGAUGUUAUAGUCAGGCACUUGCACGAACAAUUAUCACUACUCUAUAUUCUCUCUCAAAUCGUGCGCAGAAAUGCUUCUAAGCAAUUUUUGUAGAGUCAUCUAUGUGAUAUUGAAUAGAUCCAGGUGGUACAUGUUAUUCAGAAUUUCAGAUAACUGUAAAGUGAACUCCAGUGCUACUGAUAGUUGUGUUUAUUUUGCUAUUAGUAUGCUGUUAUUUUCA
Chenopodium quinoa (quinoa) is the source of this 1051-nucleotide messenger RNA. Its product is annotated as probable RNA-binding protein EIF1AD. The record is from RefSeq and is a predicted model, not a curated record. Gene Ontology annotation, molecular function: translation initiation factor activity; RNA binding. Bases 270 to 797 code for a protein of 175 amino acids. NCBI's taxonomy places the organism in Eukaryota, Viridiplantae, Streptophyta, Magnoliopsida, Caryophyllales, Amaranthaceae. Gene Ontology annotation, biological process: translational initiation. The transcript is spliced from 5 exons. Gene Ontology annotation, cellular component: nucleus.